CCUGAAUCGGUGCACGCCAUCUUCUUCCUCAAGAUAACGAACUGCAGUUGGUCUCGACAUGAAAAUUAUCAUAACCUUCUCUCACCGCCCAACUUAGAGCAUAAUAGAUGGCGAUAAUCUCAGCCUCAAGAGAAGAUGAAGCCACAAUGUCGAAGUUGGAUGCCUGAACAAUUAAGUUCUCCUUGCUGUUUCGAAGAAUAGCACCUCCUGCCGCAGUCUCAGAUAAGUAUUGAGCAUCAAUAUUCAAUUUUAUACCCUACUUAGGUUUACUCCACUUAAUCACCUUGAGAUUGCAUCCCCUUCUUCUGAAAUCUGGCCGAAUGAGCUUCUCGGUAUCCAAGAUAUUAUCUACUGAACGAAUGAGCUUCUUGGGGUUGCAUCCUCUCGUUUCUCUCCUCUCUUUAGCGACUCUUUCUCUGCUUUAUUUUUUUCGUUUCUUCUCAGUGCUCGGACGAACGGAGUCAUCGCAAUUUUCACCGGCUUCAAAUACGCUCCUCUCCCUUUCUUUUCCCUUGUUUUCUUUCUUCUACACCACUUCUAUCAAAUACAUCCCUUUUUUCUUUCAUCCUUUGAUAUCCUUACAAUUCUCCUCUACCAGAAAAGCCCAUGAAUGGCGUGAAGUUCCUCCAAAGACCAAUAGAAGAAAAGUCUCACUAUUCAGUUCCUCACUCACUUUUAAGAUAACUCACAACAAUAUGAGUGUAGAGAAUCAGUACAGGUAUGUUAGAAUGUAGAGAAUUAACUGGAUAGUGCUGGGAGAUGGAGGAGCCUAUGUGACACAUGAAGAAUGUCAAAAGUGGUGAUCAUGGAAAUGGUUUGCUAGUAUAACUGGAUAGUGCUGGGAGAAAGGUUAAUGUACAACAUGUUUCAGAUGAAUCAACUAAAAAUCAUGUGAAAAUGCUAUUUGGGACGGACAAAGAAAGGUUGCAUUGGACGGUUGAGCAUUUUAUGUCAUUAGUUAUGGGCGUUUAAUGUGAUGUAAUGCAAGAAUGAGAGAUCAAAACACAUGAUAACCAAAUAUAUAGUUCUUGUAACUAAUUACUUUGUAAAGUUAAUGGUCUUGUAUUUAGAUUUAGGUGCAUUAAGAUUUGCUUUGGUUUUCAAUGAUGUACUUUAUAUGUUAUGAAAUUGAACAUGACUUUGAUAUUAUUGAAUUUCAAAUGUAAGUGUGUCUUAUAUAGUUCU
Molecule: messenger RNA, 1185 nt
Organism: Cuscuta epithymum
Lineage: Eukaryota; Viridiplantae; Streptophyta; Magnoliopsida; Solanales; Convolvulaceae
Source: the annotation of a GenBank genome assembly